Molecule: messenger RNA, 684 nt
Organism: Vicia faba (fava bean)
Lineage: Eukaryota; Viridiplantae; Streptophyta; Magnoliopsida; Fabales; Fabaceae
Source: the annotation of a GenBank genome assembly
AUGAUGAUAUUCUUCAUUUAUCUAAAGGAUGAUGCACAUAUUUUCUGCAGGGAGUCCCAGGUUAAAGAUGAAGUGAGAAAAGCCUUGGACUUCAUUGAUUAUGUCUAUCAAAUAUUUGGUUUCACAUAUGAACUGAAACUUUCAACGUUGAAAUUUCAUUUGCACCAUGCUCAAGUUAGAAUGAAACCUUUAGCUGAUGCUCACAGGAAUGAUGUAGUUUCAAUGAAAAGUAUAUAUGGUCGCACUUUCAAAGAUGAGAAUUUUAAACUCUCUCAUACUGGACCCGGAACUGUUAGUAUGGCUAAUGCAGGUCCCAACACCAAUGGGAGUCAGUUUUUCAUAUGCACCGUCAAGACGCAAUGGCUUGAUCAGAAACAUGUUGUUUUUGGCCAAGUUUUGGAAGGCAUGGACAUUGUUAGAUUGAUUGAAUCGCAAGAGACAGAUCGUGGUGAUCGUCCACGAAAGAAGGUUGUUAUCAGUGACUGUGAUGAAUGCUGUAGGUUCAACCAUCGCUCUAUCAAAGUUCAACCAUCUUUCUCUCUUCGCCUAUUCAAAUCGAUGAUGAGCCACUUCGCAACGCCUCCACACGCCCUCAGAAUCUUAGAUAUUGGAAUACUGUACAUGUAUCGGUCUCUUGAUGGGCCGCGAGAUGAUGCUCCAGAAAAUGUUACCAUUCUACAUUAG